AUGGUAUGUCAGCAACACAAUCGAUAUAAAAUAUAUCAAGAUUGUCUCGGUGAUUCAUUGUUAAAAGAUAUGGUUGAUUGGUCGGAUAUUGAAGAGUUGGGACCAGAAUGCGACGAAGAGUGUCGAACGAUCAUGGUUGAAGCCAUACAAAAGUUUAUUACAGUUUGCAAAAGAAAACUCAUAUCAAACGAGACUGGAUCCUUUACAGAAUUGAAUUCUUGUGAUUACUCUCAAUAUAUUAGAAAACAAUUAAUUCCAAAUACAGAUGGCGUUUAUGAAAACAUUGAAGACAACUUAAUGGUCAAAUGGGAUGACAGCCAAAAUCAACAUCAUCUUGUACCAAAACAAUCACUCUCGAACAAAGAUAGAAAUAGUGUUCUUUCAGAUGAUGGUGGUGGUUAUGUAUCUACACGAUGUACAUGUCCUGUAGGUAGAUGUAAACACAUAAAAGCAACGGCAAUAGCAAUGUAUCAUCGACUCCAACAAUCAUCUUUGAAAAAACAACAACCUACACCUAUAAGAUUAUUCAGAGAGUUGUUGCAUAAGCUACCAAAGCACGAUUUGAUCAAUAUGAUCAUCGACCUCAAUUUCCCUGGUCACGAUGACAACGAUUAUGAAACAGACGACGAUGAUGAAGAUGAUAGUGAUCUAAAUAAUGAAUAUCAUGAUGAUGAAGAUGAUGAUGAAUAUCAUAAAAGAAAAAUAUAA
Molecule: messenger RNA, 708 nt
Organism: Cavenderia fasciculata
Lineage: Eukaryota; Evosea; Eumycetozoa; Acytosteliales; Cavenderiaceae
Exons: 3
Coding region: 1-708 (235 amino acids)
Molecular function (GO): zinc ion binding
Source: RefSeq, a predicted model, not a curated record